Molecule: messenger RNA, 3584 nt
Organism: Haliotis rufescens (red abalone)
Lineage: Eukaryota; Metazoa; Mollusca; Gastropoda; Lepetellida; Haliotidae
Product: protein Wnt-2b-like
Exons: 5
Coding region: 710-1819 (369 amino acids)
Biological process (GO): cell fate commitment; multicellular organism development; neuron differentiation
Cellular component (GO): extracellular region
Molecular function (GO): cytokine activity; frizzled binding
Source: RefSeq, a predicted model, not a curated record
AUACGGCCGCCGGGGUUCACUGCCGUCGAAGAUGUCGGCGUGAAAGCGUUACUCUCCUUUCCUACCCGACACCGUCUUACUGGUUGUUACAGUAUUGGACAUACCACGCGAAGAAGUCUCUGUCACUUACCGAGCAAUCUAGCGUGAUGGACCGGCGUAACGUCCUCUGUCAAAUGCCCAUUCAAACCCAAGCUUAACCUCGGGCCUAACUUUGUUGUUUUUGUAUGAUCUGUCCAGUAUGUUGAGACAAGCAGUUCACGGGGCUUUUAUAGUGGCAAAACUCAAUCUGUGUUUCGCUUGCCAAGGCGAUUGGUGGUUAAAAUAACGAGAGGACCGCGGUAUUGUCUAGCGAGAGUGUAUAGCGAUACCAGUGACUGACUGAUUCAAGACAGGCCGACCGACCCUAGAGGGCGGAUACCCCGUACACAGGGACUAUAUCUUGCAUUAUAAACGGCAGGAGACGGACAAGAUAGCACCGUUAAGGAGGAUAUAUACCCGCUCCCAUCUCACAACAUAAAUAUAGCACUGCGCCACCUUAUUCCAAUAUUUUCGCACGGGAAAUAUUUUUUUCUCUUAUUUUCCCCCACGAACUGUUGGAAGUGAGGUGUCACCGGAAUGUUCCAAACCAAAUUGAAUGUGUUUCUGACAAGAUUGGGAAACGUGAGUGAUAUUAAUCCCUGCGUUGUUGCGUUUCGUCAAUGGCGUUAAUAUGGCCGCGUCCACCUCGCUGUAUGUCACACGCCUUUUGACAAUCUUUGCUGUCGUCUCCGUCGCCAAUGUCGGAUCAACUUGGUGGUUUAUAAGUCAGCUGCCCCUGCAGGUGUUGGGGGCUGGGGUACUGUGCGACAACAUCCCCGGGCUGGUGGGGAAGCAGAGACGACUCUGCCGCAGUCACCCGGAUGUAAUGGUCAGCCUUAGAGAGGGAGCGCGGCUUGGCGUAGAGGAAUGCCAGAACCAGUUCGAAUCCCAGCGCUGGAACUGCAGCACGCUCGACCGGGAUGCCUCGGUGUUUGGAAAGGUCAUGUUGAAAGUAGGAAGCCGCGAAGCAGCUUUCGUCUAUGCCAUAUCGUCAGCAGGCGUGGUGCACGCCAUCACGCGGGCAUGCAGCAAGGGCGAGCUCCACGACUGCGCGUGUGACCCAAGCAAGAAGGGGACGAGUUCAGACAGCCGAGGCGAAUUUGACUGGGGAGGAUGUUCCGAUUGGGUCCAAUAUGGAAGCAAGUUUUCUCGGAUGUUCAUUGACGCCAAGGAGAGAAAAGUUCGUGAUGCACGUGCCCUUAUGAAUUUGCAUAAUAACAGGGCGGGCAGAAGGGCCGUGAAGCGAUUCCGGAAGUUAGAGUGCAAAUGUCACGGAGUUAGCGGGUCGUGUGCAAUUCGCACGUGCUGGCUAGCGAUGCAGGAUUUUCGGCGCGUGGGUGAUUACCUCAAGACAAAGUAUAAUGGCGCCACACAAGUGAUGAUGAAUCAAGAAGGGACGGGAUUAAUAGUAGCCAACAAAAACCACAAGAGGCCCACCAGAUCGGAUUUAGUGUAUUUUGAAAUGUCACCGGAUUACUGUUUACGGGAUUUGGAAAUAGGAUCUCUUGGGACGGCUGGUCGCGUGUGCAAUAGGUCCUCAAUGGGCACCGAUGGCUGUGACAUCAUGUGUUGUGGGAGGGGAUACGACACCAAGACGGUUAGAAAAAUAGAAAAGUGUGAGUGCAAAUUUCACUGGUGUUGUUUCGUCCGAUGUAAAGAGUGUCACAAGAUGGUCGACGUCCACACGUGCAAGGGUCCCAAUCCAACGCCACCUCCUGCUAGUCGCAAGACACGUUUCUAGCCAACACUUAGUCCAGACCUGGAACCUUUUAGACUCAUCGUAACGUUGGCAUGCAUCUGCUGUGCAGAUAAGACGCUGUGUUCUUCUUUAAUAAAGUGGAUGAAGACGUUGCUGACGACGUGACGACUUCCAGACGUUGUUGAACAGCGACGGAUACAACUGCACGGGGUGUUAAACAAGAUCGCUGUGGCUGUUCUCAGGAUGAAGAACGGUUGUCAGAGCAAAGUAUUGAAUGGAGAAAUGACAGACGAAUGCUUGAAAUACGCUGUUUUAUGUCUAGACCAAACGGGCUCAUGUAGAUAUAUUCUCCAGUGCAACCUAAUGUUCGCUUCUCUCGCAGUGUUUAGACUCCUGUGUUUGGUGUGUGACCUUGCAAAGCCUGGGAGGUUUACCUAGGAAAGCCAUGCUCAUGCACGACUACAUAUAUGUGAUUUAUUAUUUUAUGUGAGCUGAUAGAUGUGUGUGAAGCGACGCAUAUGGUGGCUGCAGCUUACUGUUACUGUUUUGUGACCAUAGAACCCUAGGCUGUGAGAACAUACGAUACAGACCGACGACACAGAGAGGAGGAACCUGAAAGUGUCCGAACACAAACUUCAGCAAACACAAGCGUGUUUAUCACGGAACGGAUGGGAGGAAGGUUGACGAUAAUCGCCCUGUGUUGACAAUGAAAGCAUUCGUUGAUUCGUCACCUUCUGAAACAGGUCCGUGCCCCUCAUUGCCAAAAUACAGAGUGUUUGUCCCCAAAACAGUGCUUGUUGAAAGAAAAUAGUGGCAGUGUAGCAUCUUCAUCCCUCGUGAUGGUGGUCCUCGUGCUCUUUGUAUGUGUUUUGGGGAGGGGAGAUUCGGCGUGACGGGGUGUCGGUUCUCAGUGGGAAACGAAUACUGGAUUGACGUAAAAGCAAGACUUUCCCUCAAACGGAAUCGGAAUGGACGAUGAACGAUGUUAGUGUUUAUGUAGAAUCGUCUGUUCUUAUUUAUGAUCUGAGGUUUAUUUGUACUUUGCCUUUAAGUAUAGUUGAAUAUGAUCUUACCUGAUAUGCAUAAAGAACAUGUUUCAAUCUUGUGCGGGGAUGGCAGCAAUACGUUGGCGCCUUAGAAAAUGUGAUAGCAAAGGUGUUUAAUACACUAAGGCGCGAAUCAUACCUAUUGCUGCCAUUCCUGCGAGUACUAAAGAUCCCUGUGCGAAUGGUAUAUUGAAUUGAAUGGGCCAUGUGUGGUAAGAAUUUUAGUGCUUUCAUUUGCAUUGUGUUUGAUUUUGUGCUUACUUGUACAAUACUUUUCUGUAAGAUAGAAUCUAACAGAGAGUCCAAAGUUUAGAAACGAAACAAGACUUGGCGUAUGCAUUUUCUUUAAAUAAAUAGUUAUAUCUUAAGUAAAAAUUUAUUUCACAUUGUUUAAACUAAUUUUAAUCAGAUUUUAGCAAAUGUAUUACAAAAACACGUCAUUUGAUUGUGGAAUAUGUGUAACUGCCAUUUUGGUUUAUCAAAAGACGUUACAUUUUAGACAUUGUUAUGUUAACCUGCCGGUAAGACGGCAUUGUUGGGUGGUGUUUUUCGGUUAUUUAAUUUAAUUUUGAAGGGGGAAAAUGAAAUAAUGUUUGGAGUUUCAUGCCAUGGAUGUGAAUGCAGUGUAUUUAUGCUGGCACGUUGUUAGGCGUCCUUUGUUACUGAGGCUCUGUGUGAUGUACAUAGACUCGACAUUUUUCAAAUGUACCUGUGUAGAUGCGUGUCAGACCCGUUUCUAUUAAAUCCAUUCUCAAACGUAA